This is a messenger RNA of Pistacia vera, 1062 nucleotides long. RefSeq lists its product as uncharacterized. The coding region runs from base 1 to 1062 and encodes 353 amino acids. Gene Ontology annotation, cellular component: plasma membrane. NCBI's taxonomy places the organism in Eukaryota, Viridiplantae, Streptophyta, Magnoliopsida, Sapindales, Anacardiaceae. The transcript has 2 exons. The record is from RefSeq and is a predicted model, not a curated record. Gene Ontology annotation, molecular function: protein phosphatase 1 binding; protein phosphatase regulator activity.
AUGUACAUUGUGAAUACAGCAAAAGAGAUUCUAAACUGCCGCAACCAUAAAGGACAUAUGGUACUUGAAAUUCUUGAACUGUCUCCAGGUAAUGCAGAAAGCAAGCAGUCAAAGAAAGCCGUAAAGGCAGCUGCUGGUAAAAGUACAGAGUUGUUGCCUCUCUUAGCAGGGGCACAAGAAACUAAUUCUCGACAGCAGACACUUGAAAACUCCAAAGAUAUACUUGAGACAAAAAACAGGAGCCUUCUUCAAUAUCUGAUUGAUAUAGGCAACGGUUGUGAGCUGCCCUUCGACUUCAAACUCGGCUACCAGCCAGAGGUUGUGCCUACACCAAGCUCAACCAUGUCAGCAAAAUCUAGGAAGGAUUCAGAGUUACUUUUACUGCAGGCACAAACUGGGGUCUUCCAAGAGGGGCCAUUGAAAGGAAAAUCCACAGUUCGCAGAACAACAGCUUUUAAGGUCUUUACAGUAAGCAACAACAUUGCAUUUUUCACAUCUUUGUGUAUUGUUGUUGUCUUAGUUAGCAUCAUCCCCUUUCAAAGAAAACAAAUGAUGAAAAUGUUGGUGAUUACUCACAAGGUCAUGUGGGUGGCUGUGUUGUUCAUGGCUAUUGCUUACAUUGCUGCAACAUGGGUGACCACGCAAAAUUGUAGAGAAUCAGGAUGGAUGUUUGAAGUUCUACUGGCUAUCAGUGCUGGGACUGUAGGAACCGUGUUCUUGUAUCUGGCAAUUGUGCUGACAAGACAUUGGUUAAGGAAGUUGAAGUGGAGGGAAGAGAAAGGUAAGAGGAGGAGAACAACUGCAACCAUUCAAGAUAAAGCUCAGUCACAACAUGACAGAACUAAUGCUGAAGGAGAAAUCUAUUCAGAAUCCACCAUCUCAGAUGUUGACAGUUCCACCAUUAGGAUAUCAUGCAUAUUGAAAAUUUUAAAUCCACAAAGAAUAAUGUUAAGUCUUUCUUUUCUUUUCAUCUGGAGAAGGGUGAAUAUUGAGUGUCAAACAAAUUGGAUAGUUCUGCUAACUGCUAUGUUAAUAUUUACGACCAAAACCUUUCAGAAUUAG